AUGGAAGUAGGCUAUGCAGAAUCUAUGAAUUUUCCAUUGUUCAGAAGAAGAAGAUCUUCUUCAUGGGCUCUCUUCUUGUGUUUACUUACACUCACUCUCUGCGUUACCAAAGGAGACUCGACGACCAUCAAUAGUCCUGAUGGAGAUAUCAUAGAUUGCGCGGAAAUAUUAGCUCAGAAGUCGUUUAGUCAUCCUCUCCUCAUGUAUCACAAGCUCCAGGAAAUACCAAGAGAUCUUCCUAACACAGCCCAAAAUGAAGAUGAAGUUAGCGGCUGGCAGAUUUGGAACAGUCACAACGGGUUGAAAUGUCCUGAAGGGACGAUUCCUAUACGUAGAGUGGUUUCUCCAAAGAAUGAGGUUACUAAAUCUAUGGCUGAAGCUGGACUCAACCUCAAACAUGAGUAUGCUAUCGCACAAUUGAAUGACACACAUAAGAUUUAUGGAACAAAAGUCACAAUGAGUGUGGAGCACCCCAAAGUUACUCAAGUCAACGAGUUCAGCUUAAGCCAAACUUGGCUCGCCUCAGGUUCAUUUGAAAGAGGUGAUUUGAACACUAUCGAGGUUGGAUGGCAGGUUUUUCCCGGGCUAUAUUUGGACUACCAACCUAGACUUUUCAUUUUUUGGACUAAUAAUGCAUACAAGGGUGAUACUAGAUACAAUCUUCGAUGCCCUGGUUUUAUACAAACUAGUGGUAAUGUCCUCAUCGAAGGGGCUAUCGAACCUCACACCAAAGCUAUUACAAUCCAGAUUUGGAAGGAUCCAAAUCUUGGACACUGGUGGUUGUCUGUUGGUCCGAACAGUGACAUUGGACUUAUGCCAGUUGGUUAUUGGCCGAACGAGAUCUUUACUUGUCUCUCUGACUAUGCAGAGGGUGUCCAGUGGGGUGGUGAAAUAGUAGACUCAUUCGUCUCCGGUCUGCACACGACAACCCAAAUGGGGUCUGGGUAUCUUCCUAGCUCCGCUAGAGCGGCCUACAUGCGUGAUCUCGAAAUUGUUGUUGACACCCAAAAGUUCCAACCGAUCUACGAUCUCACAGUAAUAAAGAUGAACUCCAACUACUACAACAUCAAGAAGACUAGCGACACGAGUUUUACUUAUGGAGGACCUAUACAUGCGGGAACGGUUCAUCAUCUUAGAGUCAAUUUAGUUGUUCUUUAUUUAUCUUUCAGCCUUCUUUUUCUCUUUUAG
Capsella rubella is the source of this 1188-nucleotide messenger RNA. RefSeq lists its product as uncharacterized. Lineage: Eukaryota; Viridiplantae; Streptophyta; Magnoliopsida; Brassicales; Brassicaceae. The transcript has 9 exons. The coding region runs from base 1 to 1188 and encodes 395 amino acids. The record is from RefSeq and is a predicted model, not a curated record.